Messenger RNA from Pneumocystis jirovecii RU7, 222 nucleotides. RefSeq lists its product as uncharacterized. NCBI's taxonomy places the organism in Eukaryota, Fungi, Ascomycota, Pneumocystomycetes, Pneumocystales, Pneumocystaceae. Bases 1 to 222 code for a protein of 73 amino acids. The transcript is spliced from 7 exons. The record is from RefSeq and is a predicted model, not a curated record.
AUGAUGAAUUUUCCUUCUAGAAAUAUUCUUUUAAAUGUUAAAAAUCUUCAAUAUUUUGUUUCAGUAGAAUUAAUGAGUAUUAUAUUAUUUACUAUUAUUGGAAAAAAAGAGAGAUUAAAAUAUUUUGAAGAAUUUUUGUUUCAAUUAAAUACGUAUUUGGAUGAAUAUAUAGCUUUUUUAAAUGAAAAACUUGAAAUUGAAUUUAUUGAUAAAUCAGACUAA